AUGUUUUAGGCUUAUCGAGUUAUGUUUACUAAUUACCUUGUAACUACGAAAGUAAGAGGAAUUUUGACGAAAUAUUUCGUAUACGUAUUCUCAAUUGCCAUAUGAAGCUCCAUGAACUUUUUCAUGACUAUGCAUCUUUCGCCCUAUACCACCGUAUAUAGGGGUUCCGGCAUGGCCACCAAGAGAGAAGGCCUAGCGGAUUAAACGUCAUCAGGGUUUUCCCAAGCAAAGGUAGUCCGACUGACCUAGACCUACGGUCAGUCAGACUACCUGCUUUAGUACUGCUCUAAAUUCAGAAGGGGUCACACCGCUGAUUUUUUUCGAGUGAAUUACCAUCUUUUUUGCGUUAUUUGUAGACCAAAAGGGAUAUUGAUAGUGAACAUAAGUUUGCGAGUGUUUCUGCGACGAUGCCUUAUCAUUGUGUUGUCCCAAAUUGCAAGGGGAAUUACGAGACAGGGCCCAAGGUCAAAAUAUUUUCUUUCCCCAAGAAUGAAGAACUCGCAGCAAGAUGGAUACGAGCCAUAAAACGAGAAAGCUACACCCCGACCAAAUAUAGCAAACUUUGCAGUUUACAUUUCGUGCCAGAGGAUGUUAUAUGGGAAAAAUCCUGUUAUGACAAAAGUACUGGCACAACCUCAACUACAAAACUGAAAAUACCAUAACUUCGUGAAGGUGCCAUUCCAUCUCAGUUACCUAACUGUCCCUCGUAUCUGUCCGGGCCAUCGCAUCGAAGAGAAUCUCCAGAUUCGAAGAGAGCAAGGAAGGAGCAAUCAGCGAUGCAGGCUGCAAUAGCAGAGAGUGUUGCAGUAGACAUUUUGUAUACAAAUUCUAGGCUAUUCAGUUCUGUUGAUGAACUUGUUGGGAAGCUACAGUUUUUAGAUACUCAGUAUUGGACUUUGAUAAAAAAUAAUGAGGGACUUUCAAUUUGUCGUGUUGCGCAAUUCCCGUACCCAAAAAUAAUUUCAUCCCUAAUGAUAAAGAAUAACUGCGAAGUGCAAGCUUUCGUUCAAGACACUGAAGUAAAUUGAUUAGGGGACUUCAAGAUUCCCGUAGAAGUUCAUGAUACUAAUACACUUGAAAAGAUAUUGGAUAACUUAAGUAGAGCGGAUAGCUAUAAAAGAAGUUCAAAAACUUGCAACAGCAUUAGUGUUAUUCAGUUGGUGAUUUCAUUUUUAUCCAUUCUUUUAGAUGAACCAUCAUUCAAACAUUCUACCGUACUGAAAUUUGUUUGUGAACAACUGCAUUUAAUGACUCUUAAUAAGUUGGAUUAUUCAUCUGAGUUAGUGAUAUUUUCCUCUGUCUUCUAUAAUUGUUCUCCCCAGGGAUACAGGCUCUUGAGAGAUAAGAAAUUUCAUAUAUUACCUAGCUACUCCACUAUAAAAAGGGUGUUUGUUUCAAAAAAUUCAGUCCGGCCACGGAACAAGAUGAUACAAAUUUCUUGAUGUACAUCAAAAAUAAGUAUAAAUCAUUAUUGCCCAAUGACAAAGUAGUGAUCCUGAUGGUUGAUGAAAUUCAUCUUAAACCUAUUUUGAUUAUAAAGGGGGAAAUAUUGUUGGCUCAGCCUUUGAUAGCAGCGAGGCUGCAACAAGCGCAUUUGUUUUUAUGUUAAAUAGCGUACGGUCAAAAUUCAAGGACGUUGUGCACAUUAUUCCUACUAAGUGUAUGAAAGCCCAAACUUUGCAUAAUAUAUUGAAGAAAAUAAUCAUUGGAUUGGAAGACAUAGGCUUUACAGUAUUCUGUGUUGUGACCGAUAACAAUGCCAUUAAUGGAAAAGCUAUGUCAUUUUUUGCCCACCCACCAAAAUUAUCAAUUGUGUAUCAUCAUCCUAGUCAGAGUGGUAGGCCUCUCUUCUUUAUGUAUGAUUCCGUACAUUUGUUGAAAUGUAUAAGAAAUAACUGGGUAGCCCAAAAAGAUACGAACCAAACAAUGAAGUUUCCUCCCUUCUCCAUUGAAAAUAUCGUACAAACAACUUUACUAUGCACCUUUUAGUACUUUGAAGAAACUUCAAAAAGUAGAGGAUGGCUCACUUUUGAAACAUUCAUAUAAGCUCUCGUUAAAAGCAUUGUCUCCCUCAAGCUUUGAAAACCAAAAAGUUAAUUUAGUAUUACAGAUAUUUAAUGAAUAUGUGAUUCAGGCAUUGCUAACUGUGGGUAAAAAUCACUGCUUACCUUAUUUUGCACACGUCUCUGAAUAUAUAAAGAUUUUUUAUACUUGAUGGACAAUAAUGAAUGUAAAAAGUAUAUUUAAAGGAAAAAGACUGAAUCACGAAUAUGCCACCCCAAUGACUAAUAAUAGCGACGACGCAAAGUUUCAGUAUCUGAAAGAUUUUUAUGCUUGGCUGGAAAUUUGGGAUGAAACUAAAGAAUUCGGUGGGACAUUAACAAAAGAGACGUUCACAGCAUUGAAACAUACAACCAAUGCGAUGUUAGAGGUAACAAAGUACUGUCUGACUGAGUUUCAUAUGGAGUAUGUGUUGACAGGGAAAUUUCAAACUGACAAUCUCGAGUCUAGGUUUGGGCAAUAUCGACAGCUUGCAGGUGGCCACUACAAUAUUUCUGUACGGCAGGUGUUUGAAUGUGAAAAGAAGCUGAGGAUGAUGUCUGUUCUUAAACAAAAAUUACCAUUCCAUGACAGAGCAGUACAUGUAGCCAUUAAUGACGAAAUUAAUUGGAAUGAUUUAGAAACCACUCAUACUGUAAAAGGUACUCUGCGUGACAUAUCUUUGCAAGUAACACAGAACGAUAUUGACAAUUGCAAAGGGGUAUUUCCAAUAAUCACAUAUUUAGCAGGCUACUGUUGUUAUUCUGUUUACAAAAAAGGGAAAUGUAAUUCUUGCAAAGAAAUGAUCACUGGAGAGCAUGAUGAGGAGAUCUUUCCAAAAAAUCACAGAUAUCUUUCGGGAAUUAGUACGGGCUCUUUAUUAUAUCCUCAUGAUACGGCAGCAAAUAUUGUUAUGUAUUGUUAUAUAAUAAUCAAUAAAUUAACACAAAUACCUCAAUUCAGAACUUGUAAUGACCAGAGAAAUUUUGCCUCAGCACUCAUAUAUAAUAUUCUUGUAGACGAUGAGGCUCUGUUUCCAAAUGAAUUUUGCGACUCAGGACACAGCACUGAACAGAUAGAGAAAAUGAUGAUAUGGGCUUCUACAAAUGUAUUAAUGAAUAAUUAUUGUUGUCAGGAAAAUAACUCGAUUGUAGCAAGAAAAAACUUAACCAAAAAAAGAAAGUUGGAGACUGUUACGAAAAAAUAAUACUUCCAGCAUUUCAAAUAAUAAUUUAGAGAGUAAAUUAUCAUUAUUUUUUAUUUUUGUUUAUUCCAUAUUUAUAGCACCAAUUUAUGAUUAUGAUUAUGCUUUGUAAAGUCACUGCUUCUUUUUGUUUACUUACAUGUAUAUAACUUAUCUUGAUGUAAUAUUUUUUUUACUAGCAUUAUAAUUCUAUCAUC
Molecule: messenger RNA, 3441 nt
Organism: Macrobrachium nipponense
Lineage: Eukaryota; Metazoa; Arthropoda; Malacostraca; Decapoda; Palaemonidae
Exons: 2
Coding region: 2225-3247 (340 amino acids)
Source: RefSeq, a predicted model, not a curated record